Molecule: messenger RNA, 1761 nt
Organism: Equus caballus (horse)
Lineage: Eukaryota; Metazoa; Chordata; Mammalia; Perissodactyla; Equidae
Source: RefSeq, a predicted model, not a curated record
AUGGCCUGGGGACUGCCCAGCACCACCAGCCUGGCACGCUUCUGCCAAAAGCUGAACCGGCUGAAGCCACUGGAGGAGUCCACCACGGAGACAUCACUUCGGCGCUGCCUGACCACGCUGGACCUGACCCUGAUGGGUAUGGGUGCUACAGUGGGCUCGGGCCUCUACGUGCUCUCAGGCACCGUGGCCAAGGAGAUGGCUGGCCCUGCUGUGCUUGUGUCCUACAGUAUCGCUGCUGUGGCCUUCCUGCUGGCAGCCCUCUGCUACGUGGAGUUCGGGGCCCGUGUGCCCCGCACAGGCUCUGCCUACCUGUUCACCUACGUGUCCAUGGGCGAGCUGUGGGCCUUCCUCAUUGGCUGGAACGUGCUCCUCGAGUACCUCUUUGGUGGCGCCGCUGUGGCCCGCGCCUCGAGCAGCUACCUGGAUGCCAUCUUCAACCACAGCAUCCGUAACUUUACGAUGGCCCAUGUGGGCAUCUGGCAGGUGCCUUUCCUGGCCCAGUUCCCUGACUUCUUGGCUGCUGGGGUCAUACUUUUGGCCUCCACAUUUGUCUCCUGUGGAGCCCGUGUCUCUUCCUGGCUCAACCACAUGUUGCUUGCCUUUAACCUGCUCGUCAUCCUCUUCAUCAUCAUCCUGGGGUUUGUCCUGGCCCGCCCGCACAACUGGAGUGCUGACGAGGGCGGCUUUGCACCUUUCGGCUUCUCUGGCAUUAUGGCCGGUGCCGCCACCUGUUUCUAUGCCUUCCUGGGCUUUGGCGUCAUUGCUGCCUCCAGCGAAGAGGCCCAGAACCCGAAGCGAGCCGUGCCUAUGGCCAUCAUCAUCACGCUUAGCCUGGUGGCUGGCGCCUACAUCCUUGUCUCCACUGUGCUCACCCUCAUUGUGCCCUGGCACAGCCUGGACCCUGACUCUGCGCUCGCUGAUGCCUUCUACCAGCGGGGCUACAGCUGGGCAGCCUUCAUCGUGGCAGCUGGUGCUAUCUGCGCCAUGAACACCGUCCUGCUCAGUGACAUCUUUACCCUGCCACGCAUCGUAUAUGCCAUGGCCACCGACGGGCUCUUCUUUAAGGUGUUUGCCCAUGUGCACCCCCGGACACAGGUCCCCGUAGUGGGCAUCCUGGUGUUUGGGGUCCUCAUGGCUUUCCUGGCGCUGCUGCUGGACCUCCAGACACUGGUCCAGUUCCGGUCCAUCAGCGUACUGCUGACCUUUACCUUCGUGGCAAUCAGUAUUAUCGUGCUACGCUUCCACAAGUCCCCUCCAGCCAGUUCCCUGGGCCCAGCCAGCCCUGUGGGCAGUGAGCAGGCCUCAGCCCCUGAGCCUGGGCAGCUGCGACCAGCCCUGAGGCCCUACCUCGGCUUCCUGGGUGGGUACAGACCUGGAGCUGCUGUGGCUUGGGUUCUCCGUGUCCUGGUGGCCUCGGCCAUCACUCUGGACUGCGUGCUGGUCUUUGGGGGCUCGGCCCUGCACCUCCCACCCUGGGGCCACACCCUGCUGCUCCUGGUCAGUUCCGUCGUGUUUCUGCUCAGUCUCCUCGUCCUGGGGGCCCACCAGCAACAGCGCCGGGAGGACGCCUUUCAGGUUCCCAUGGUGCCCCUGACUCCAGCCCUGAGCAUCCUCCUCAACAUCUCCCUCAUGCUGCAGCUGAGCUCCCUGACCUGGCUGAGCUUCUCCAUCUGUCUGCUGAUUGGACUCCUGGUGUAUUUUGGCUAUGGCAUCUGGCACAGCAAGGAGAACCAGCGGGAGCUGCCAGGGCUGCUGGCUUAG